This is a messenger RNA of Nannizzia gypsea CBS 118893, 1194 nucleotides long. RefSeq lists its product as hypothetical. Lineage: Eukaryota; Fungi; Ascomycota; Eurotiomycetes; Onygenales; Arthrodermataceae. The coding region runs from base 1 to 1194 and encodes 397 amino acids. The transcript has a single exon. The record is from RefSeq and is a predicted model, not a curated record.
AUGGUGAAAUCGAAGUCACACUUCGUUACGCUCUACCUUUCCUUCUUCUACUGCUACGGUACAGCUAGCAGUUUAAAACUCGGCUCGGUUCCCGGCCUCCUCCCUCGUGAACAAAUAUGUGCCAAAGCAGGCUUCAAACAAUGUGGAAAUCCUAAUGUUCCUAAAAACUUCUGCUGUUCAGAAAACUCGGACUGCUUGGUUAUCGAUAAUGCAAGCACGGUCAUCUGCUGCCCCAAGGGAGCUGACUGCAAAACCAUCCGGCCAAUAACGUGUGAUGUUCAACUGCAAAACGUCGCAGUAGAUCCAGGUAGCUCCAUCAAAACCACUAAAUUGACGGGAGAUCUUCCGAAAUGCGGUAGCAUGUGCUGUCCACAUGGCUAUGCUUGCCAGGAUCAGAGCUGUGUGCUCGUUAAUACGUCUUCGGAGCCUGUCCGCUCACCAGAACCCGCUCCUUCGGCAUCAAUAUCAAUUUCUCCAACGACUGCCCCAUCCUUUACAUCUAAACCUACAUCAACAGCGGACCCAGCGACUUCACCCACCGCAGAGCAGUGCAGUAAAUUCCCGCCCGGCGCAAUUGCAGUGGGAUUCGUCCCUGGAAUUGUCUGUGGAAUCAUAAUUAGCGUAAUAUUCACGUGUCUGAGAAGAAAAUCGGCCGAAAAACCUCAAUCUCUGCAUCCUGAUGCUGGGCAUUACCGACAAAAGUCCGUGGACGGUACCGUGAUCUCUAUAUCGGACCCCAUGCCAUCUAGCGCACAGGAUUCCUUUAGAACGGACUUCCUACGACAACAAGCAAGUUACCACGGGUCAAACAAGUUCGACAACCGUCGGUCACGCAUCCAACGCACAAGUGACCGAGUCAAGAGCCUCUUUGCACCAAAGUUUUCUGUCAUAACUGACCCACCUCCGUCUGAAGUUCCACCGAUGCCGGUAACUCCCCAAAAUAAGGCAUUUCCACAACGAGCUUCAAGCACAGAAAGCAUCAAGGUAUACAGCCCAGUGUACCUGGGAGAUGAGAAUCGAUUGAAGCCUUCCAUUGGUUUAACUGCAUCUGGAAGACCACCAACCACCUUCACCGAAAUGAUGGAGCGGGUUGGGUUUCAAAAUGGCAGAGGAAGUCCGUGCUACCACGUUUCGAAUACACCGCCACCGCCAAUCUCGAAAACUUCCACAGGCAGCCCUUUAAAGCAGAUAUAG